Molecule: messenger RNA, 7756 nt
Organism: Micropterus dolomieu (smallmouth bass)
Lineage: Eukaryota; Metazoa; Chordata; Actinopteri; Centrarchiformes; Centrarchidae
Product: trinucleotide repeat-containing gene 6A protein-like
Exons: 26
Coding region: 724-6258 (1844 amino acids)
Biological process (GO): miRNA-mediated post-transcriptional gene silencing; positive regulation of nuclear-transcribed mRNA poly(A) tail shortening
Cellular component (GO): P-body; nucleoplasm
Molecular function (GO): nucleic acid binding
Source: RefSeq, a predicted model, not a curated record
CGUUUCCUGCUCUGUCUCCCCCCUCCAGAAACACACACAAGCCAGAGCUGAGGUGAAUGCAGAGAGAGGAGGGGAAAGCAGAACUCAAGCGAAAGAAGGUUAGCCAACAGCGAUUUAAGAAAAUGGCGAUCAUGCAGGACGGAUGCCUCCCCUCGUAGAUGCUGCAAACGCGUUGAAAUUAUUUUAGCCUUACAGCCGGCUUUCCUUUCUACUCUGUUGCACUUUAUACUUCAAUGAGAGAUUUGGAAUUGGAAGCUGUUGCCACCAAAGAAGCUGAAGCAUCUUAACAGGGACAAUACCCAUAGAGGGAAGAACAGUGGAUGGAAGAGAGAGAGAGACGAAGAGUGUGACCAGGAAGGCGGACAAGAAGAUACAGAACUGGUCAAAAGUGCCAGAGCAUACCAAGUCAAGGCAGAGUCCUAAACCUGAACCACAUCCCCUCUUCCCCCUCCCCACAUUUACGCCUACACACCUACACCCACGUACAAACACAAACGCUUACACAUACAGUCCUCAGCAAUGCCAACGGGGCCUGAUCAGCUUGCUGCCCGCUCUGACAAGCCCUGCUUCUUCACCUCAGACCCUUGAGGCUGUGCCCUCUGAGCUUUGACCAUUGACCUCCCCUUUGUUGACCUGGGAAUCAGAGGUCUCCUGUUCUCUACUCAACCCGUGGACGCCCUCCUGCCCAGCCAGGAGCCUCAGCCACGAGCCGUACUCACAGGCAUGGCUCCCAUUCGGGAUUCCGUCAGCCACUCCCCUAAUCAAGCAGGUCUGGAGCACCCUGGCUUGGACUCACAGUAUGAGCCUUCCCCCUGGUCCUCUGGCUCUCCCUGCAGCAGUGACGGCAACAGCAACUGGGGCAAAGUCCUAGUGGACAGAAGCACCGACAAAUCCAACAACCCUUCGUCAACUAACUCUUCUGUCUGGCCUCCCUCCUCCUCUUCAUUCUCUUGCUCCUCAUCUUCUUCCUCUUCUGGCUGUGGGUCAGGAUCAGACCCUGAGUUGGCAUCAGAAUGCAUGGACGCAGACUCUAGCUCCUCGAUCGGCUCAGAGAAAAACCUUGCCGCUGUCACAACAGUGAUGAUGAUGUCAGCAAAUGCUUCUUCCUCUGUGUCUUCUACGGCUUCUUCCCCCUCCUCCUCUUUGGUGACUUCUGCCAUGAUGGUCAGCGUUUCAGUGAAUGGAGAUGGCAACGGUCGUCAGGUCAUUGGUGGAGGCGUCGGAACCAUCAGCAGUGCAAAUAAUGGAAAUAAUAACAUCACUGGCCCCUCCCACUACUCUGUGGCAGGGUCCAGCAGUAUUGGCAGCAAUAACAUGGGUAACCACCACAACAAGCCCGUCAAUAACAGUGGUAUAUGGGGCACCCAGUCAGGCAGCAACAUGAUUACCACCGGCGGAAGCACCCCCUGCAUCAAUGGAGGGUUAAACCCAAACACUUCAAACCCAAAUGCCAACCAUGGUGCCUGGCCGCAGAAUCUAACCCCAAGCUCAUUGUCCCAGGGCCAACGUCCUCCACAGGCUCAGGGGAUGAGGUCCAAACUGAGUAUAGUUCCCCAAGUAGGCUGGGGUGGCAUGGCAGCUCCAAACAGCAGUAUGGAAGACACUGAGGUGAAUAAUGGUACAGCAAGCGGCAAUGUGUUAGGAAGCAGCAACAGUGGAAAUGGUGGCCUACAGCCUACCAACCUUAACACUGAAUCCAAUGGACCAAAUAACACUAUUAUGAUGAAUACUACUACUACUACUACUAAUGCCACAAUGACCUCUAGUCCACCAAGCUCUACCGCCUCACCCCAGCUCAGUGGGGAGUGUUCUUGGGGCUCUAUUGGAGGAGGGAAUGGGGGUCCGCUGGCCAAUGGAAAUGCCUCAUCAGCCUCCCUGCACCCCCAAGGAGAGCUAGGAGGUCCUGGGGCCUUCGGUACGCCUUGGGGCACAACUACCUACCCUGGAGACAAGGGCCACCCAAAUGUAGACACUGUGAACCCCCAAAACCCUGCCGCAAUGCAGGCUGGGAACCCCCAAAUCUCCUCUACUGCUGCUUACAAGAGUAAUAAUAACGACAAUAACACUGCGGCCCCACGCUGGGACCAGGGGCCUGCCAACAACCCAAACCAGCCCCAGAGCAACUUGUCCUGGGGUAUUGGCUCAAAUCAAAUCCCAGGCUCUGCAGGCCAAACACCAGGAAAUGGGAACCAAACUACCAUGGGCCCUCCAGCAGGCAUACCUCGUCCGUGGGGGAGCAGCGCGUCUUCUUCUUCCUCGUCAUCAUCGUCCUCUUCCACAUCUAUCAACAAGAUGUCAAAUGGAGAAUGGGGAUCAACAACUCCUGGAAUCAACCAUACAGAUGCUGGAAGUCAUAAAGGAAGCUCUGCCAACAAUGGCUGGAAGAGCCUGGAGGAUGACGCCAUGGGCAUGGGAGGGGGAGGAGGUGGAAGCCACAGCUUGGGGGGUGUCACUGCAGGGUGGGGUCGCUCAGGAGGAAGUGAGGGAAGUGGAGAGAGCUCCGGAGGUCGAUCCAGCUCAGAGAGGGAGGGUGGCCAGCCAAAAGGGGGAAACCGUAGAAAAGGUACCCAUUCUGCAUCAGUAGCGUCAACUGUGUCCCAGGCCGAUGUGGACCCAAGGGUUCUGUCAAACACUGGAUGGGGACAGACGCCUAUACGGCAGAACACCGCCUGGGAUGUCAAUUCUCCUGCUAACAAUCAACACCAGGGUCCCAGAGGAGACGAAAGAAAGCAUAGCAGCGGAGGUUCCGGCUGGGGCACAGCAACACCGGCAGCUCCCUCUCAGACCUCUGGAGGUUGGGGGGGUGGGCCAGGCAGCUCAGGCCCAGGUACAGGAAGUUCUGGCUGGGGAGAGCGGACAACCUCUGGGUGGGACAGCAAAGUUCCAGCAAGUGGAGGAGGUGGGCAGAGUGGCUGGAAUGAAGGAUCCAGCUACAAGGGGAGCAACAACAGUAACACCUGGAGCAAUAACAUUAACAAAGAUGACAGGUCCAAUACGUGGACUAAUGCGCCCAAACCACAGCAGGGCUGGGGUUCCAAUAGUAGAAAUGGAUGUGAAGGCUGGGGUAAUGGUGGAGAUGGUGCCAGACCAGGGCCCAACAACCACUGGGUGGAGCCCCAAAAAGGUGCAGGCUCAGUGGGCUGGGACAGUGACAGCGACCGGUCUGGCUCUGGAUGUUGGAGCGAGCCAAGUCGAACCAACACCAGCAGCAGCAACACCUGGGUAGGUAGUGGAGGAUCAAAUACUCCAGACCAGAACACUCCAAACCCAUGUUCCAACUGGGGCGAUUCAGUCCACAAACCCAAUCCUCAGAGUAACAGCCAGGGCUGGGGUGAGCCAAUGAAGAACAACCACGGAGCCCAGACCUGGGGUGAGCCAAAUCCCAAGUCCUCCAACGAGUGGGGAAAAGGUCCUGAAUCCACCAUGUCCAAAGGCAAUCAAGGUCCUGACAAGCCCACAGGCUGGUUGGGAGGCCCCAUUCCCACAGUAGGUCAGAAGGAGGAAGUGGCAACUGGGUGGGAAGAACCUUCUCCAGAGUCUGUUCGUCGGAGGAUGGAGAUCGAUGAUGGGACAGCAGCUUGGGGAGACCCUGCUGAUGACUCACAUGAAACCUUCAUAGGUAAAUACAGUGGUGGAGCUGUCAACAUGUGGAACAGGACUGGCCAAUCUGAUCAGGAGGCCAUAGGCCCAUCCUCCCAGCACCAGUCCCACCCAGCACACAGCUUGAAGCAUCCUCCUCAGCCCGCGCAGCCUCUUACCCAGGAGAAAAGCUGCAGCUCUGGUUGGGGUGAGCCUUACCCCAAACAGAAAGAGUCCUCAACAUGGGGGGAGCCUACCACUGCUCCACCGGUGAAAGUGGACAACGGGACGUCUGCCUGGGGGAAACCCAUGGAAACCAGCUCCAGCUGGGAAGAACCCAGCAGGGGUAGCAGAGACUCUGGGUCUACAUGGGGCGGCCAACAUAAAUCUGCUCCAGUUCCGAAGCCCAUGGAGACAUGGUGUGGUGAAGAGGCGUCCAUGGGCAAUAGCUGGGAUCAGGAAGAGGAGGUUGAGAUUGGCAUGUGGAGCAACAGCCAACAGGACAACAGAUCCCAUGAACAAAACACCUGGAACUACAAGCAUAGAGGCUCCAUCAAGAUGAACAAACCGAUGAACAAACAGGAUGAACCCUGGAUGAAACCGUUCGUCAACCAGUUCAACAGCAUGAACUUCUCUAGGGACUCUCCUGACGACUCCAUGAAGACAGGAGCAGGGAUGGUGCAGGACAAACGUAUGGACAUGGGCAGUAUGGGAGACUUCAAUGGAGUAAUGGGGAAGACCCCCGGGUCUCGACACCAUCUCCACAAGGAGUCUGCCAUGGAUCGCAGCCCUUACUAUGACAAGAAUGUAAACCCGAUAAUGGGUGGCAACAUCGUAGCACAGGGCCGAGGUGGCCCCCAGUCCCAGGCCCCCCCCCAACCCAAUCUUCGUAACCAAGUGCCUCCACCCAUCCUGCCCUCUCAGGUCCCUCCAUCCCUGUUGAAGUACCCAGGAGGUAACGGAGGUCUGAACCCUCUGUUUGGCCCUCAGCAGGUGGCUGUGCUCAACCAACUCUCCCAGCUCAACCAGCUGUCACAGCUCAACCAGAUCAACCAAUUACAGCGUCUUCUCCUCCAGCAGCAGCAGCAACAACAGCAACAGAAAGCUCAGAGCCAGAGAGCCAUGCCCGUGGGACGACAGACUGAACAGACACGUCCUAUUGGUUCGUCUCCAUCAAUGAUGCAGCCGCCACGGCACCUGGACCCCACCCUGUUGAAACAGGCCCCGUCCCACAAACCGUACCUGGAUAACUACUUGUCCCACAAUACCCCUGAGAUGCAGAAGGAUGCUGCUGCUCUCGGAUCCUUCAGCAACUUCCCUUUAAGCUUGAACUCUAACCUGAAUGUAUCCCUGGACAUGGGUGUUGGUGGUGGUAGUGGUGGCGGAGCUGUGAGCUACAAAGAGCCGCCCCAGUCCAGACUGAAGAAACUUUGGGCUACUGACCCUCUGGAGCAGAACAGCAAACCUGGUGCUAUGUCGUCUGGGCUGCGUCUGGAGGACUCUCCCUUCUAUGACUUCCUGUCUCCUGGCCCAUCUCCCCUGAGUCCUCCCGGCCAAUCAAUGGGCUCGGUGGGUGAUGGCUGGCCACCCCGUGCCAACUCCCCCCCGCCCCAUGGAAACACUGUCACCUGGCCCCCAGAGUUCCGGCCCGGGGAGCCUUGGAAAGGUUACCCCAACAUUGACCCUGAGACUGACCCCUAUGUGACCCCCGGCAGUGUCAUCAACAACCUCUCCAUCAACACCGUCCGUGACACAGACCACCUCAGGGACAGGAACAACGGGCCAUCCUCAUCACUGAACACCACGAUGCCUUCUAACAGUGCCUGGUCAUCCAUUCGUGCCUCCAGCCACAGCGGUUCCCUCACCAGUACAGCACAAAGCACUUCAGCCAGACCCAGUGAGUCAAAGUGGUCUCCCGGCGGCGGUUCUGUGUCCAACUCCUCCCUGGCCCAUGAGCUGUGGAAGGUCCCCCUGCCUCCCAAGGCCAUGUCUGUGGCGGCCCCCUCCAGACCACCACCUGGCCUCACCAGCCAGAAGCCCAGCCCUGCCUCCUCCGGCUGGGACGGCUCUGCCCUGAGGCUGGGGGGGUGGGGCUCCUCCGAGUCCAGAUACACACCUGGUUCCAGUUGGGGUGACAGCAGCAGCUCAGGGAGAACCCAAUGGCUUGUUCUGAAAAAUCUCACACCUCAGAUUGACGGCUCUACCCUGAGGACCUUGUGCAUGCAACAUGGCCCUCUGAUCACAUUCCACCUCAACCUGCCGCACGGUAACGCCGUGGUAUGCUACAGCUCCAAGGAUGAGGCCGCCAAGGCCCAGAAGAGCCUGCACAUGUGUGUUUUGGGGAACACUACUAUUCUGGCUGAGUUUGCCAGCGAGGAGGAAAUUAACCGUUUCUUUGCACAAGGGCAGUCAUUGGCCACUCCCUCCUCCGGUUGGCAGGCUAUUGGCUCCUCUCAGAGCAGAAUGGAUCAGUCUCACCCCUUUCCCAGCCGCGCUCCUGAACCUAACCAGUGGAACAGCAGCGAUCUCCACAGCUCCUCCCUCUGGGGCGGGCCCAACUAUUCCAGUAGCCUGUGGGGGAGCCCCAGUGGCACCGAGGCGGGGAGGAUCAGCAGCCCCUCUCCAAUCAGCUCUUUCCUCCCAGUGGAUCACCUGAACGGGGGUGCGGACUCCAUGUGAACCGCCUGCCAAUCAAACAGGCUGAGGGAAGGGUCAGUAAAGAAUUAUCAAUAAUCAGCAGAAGAAAAUGGGGGGGAAAAAAAAAAAAGUAGGUAAACGCAAUGGCACUAGUUGGACUCUUUCUUACUUACAAGAUAUUCAACAAAACGGGGUCUCCCCUGUGGAAAACAAGUUACGUUUCUCUCUCUGCACAUAUGUCCACUUUGUUUUAGCCCAAAAACAUAUCAGUCGGAAUACUUGAAUCAUGCAGGCCAAUUCUAUAAUGUGAACGGAUGGAUAUUUGCUUCCAGGUAGUGCUCUUUCAGACCGAAAAAAGCUUCAAUCGAGCUCAUUAUUAUAUAUAUAUAUAUUUUUUUUUUUUUUGUUUGUUUCAUUCGUCAUGUUUAUUUGAAUUCCAAUACUUUUCAUUUUUAACGUUCUCUUUUUGUUUUUGCAUUUGUUUGCUGACAAUGUUGGAGUAUGAGCUUUUUUAACUUUGCACUGAAUGUGGUUUUUUCUCAGUAUAUAUAAUCUGCAAUAUAGAGGGAGCAGCCAGUUUUUCCAGUGUAGCUGUUUACUCAUUGAGGUCCUUACCGUAUGUGUGUAUGUGUGUGCACGCGCACUUGUGUGUGGAAGUACUUUGUGUGUGUGAGAGAGAGAGAGAGAGAGAGAGAGAGAGCGCGCAUGUGUGCGUGAAUGAGUAUGUGUGCGCUCCUCUCUGCCUUGGCACGCCUACCUUACUGCGUUGUCGUGGAGUUCAAGAUCAACAGAUAGUUAAAGAAGAAUAAAAGCUGACUUAGGAGGAUUAUCUGGUGAUAGUAAAAGUGACAUUAAAAAGUAUUGCACCAAUUUUGUUUUAAAACUAAAGAACGUUGAGCUCUGCAGUGCUAAGGACUGUAGCCGCAGCUGGGACUAGCAAGCCCCGCCCACCUUACAGUGGGAGGCGGGGCCUAUCUAGCAAGCCCUCCCAUUAGCCCCCUAGUGGGCAGGGGAGGGGGAACAGCACUUUCAGAAUAGGCUUUCAAUGUUUUGGAGGUGCCACACUGUAACCUCUUGUUUACAAGACUUAGGAGGCGGAACGUGUGUUCAUUCUUCAUUUUAAAGAGAAGAUGGAAUAAAAUAGAAAAUGCACAAAAAAAUUAAAAAAGAAUAAAAAAUUACUUUAAAAAAUGUAUAAAACAAAUAGAAAAACAAGAAAAAAUCAAACUCUUAUUGAGGAUGAAGACGAUGCUUUGUAACUCUGGGAAUUCGGAUCAGUGUUUUUGGCCAUGGCGUUGGUUAUUUGAACUAUUCCUCUUUGUCUGCUAAAUAACCAGCAAUGGUUCUCAGGAAAUCAAGCCAGUUUUCCCCCCUUGUAGGUGAAUUAAAAAAACUACUACUCCUUGUAGGAAAGGAUAAUCCAACUUCUAGCACUGAAAACUAUGUAUAGGUCUGUCAGUUGUUUUUUUUUCUCUGCCAAAUAACUGCUUUAAGCUGGAGAAGCUCAACACACUGCUUUCAAUAUGCUGUCUUUUGAGGU